GGAAAAAGGCUUAGGAGGUCAGUUUAAUAUGAGGGCUUGAUGUGCCAAAGGUUGCCAAAAGUGUGCUCUGUGAAGAUCAGUACAACAGCAGAACACCAUGCUGGGCUCUUUGGUCCUAGCUUGGAUUUUCAUCUGCCUCCUGUUCCUCUUCAUCAGGAUCCAGAAGCCCAAGAACUUUCCUCCUGGACCCCGGCCUGUGCCCAUAUUCGGGAACCUGAUCCAGCUGAACAUUACGAAUCCUCUGAAAGACUUUGAGAAGUUGGCUCAGCGCUAUGGGAACAUUUACAGCCUCUACUUUGGAGGAAGACCAGCAGUGGUUCUUACUGGUUUGAAGGCUGUGAAGGAAGCUCUGGUGACCAAGUCUGCAGACUUUUCAGGACGCCCACAAAACAUCUUGGUCACUGAUAUAACGGAAGGGAAAGGACUUAUAUUUGUUGACUACGGUCUUCGAUGGAAGGAACAUCGACGCUUUGCCCUCAUGACCCUGAGGAACUUUGGCAUGGGGAAGCGAUCCAUGGAGGACAGAAUUCUGGGAGAGACUAAACAUCUUGUUGCACGUUUGGAGAAAUGUGCUGGAAGGGUCAUGAAUCCUCAGACUUUGUUCCACGAUGCUGCAUCAAAUAUCAUCUACCUGGUUUUAUUUGGCACUCGCUACGACUACGAGGAUGACAACCAUAAAAAAUAUGUUCAGUAUUUCACUGAAAAUACAAAGAUUGUCAAUGGACCCUGGGGAAUGAUCUAUGAUAUGCUUCCUAUGCUGAGAUUCCUGCCACUUCCCUUUAAGAAGGCCUACAAAAAUUACUACACAGUUGAGAAAAUGGCUGCAAACAUGCUCAGCACACACAAGACGUCAAGGGUCCCAGGAGAGCCGAGAGACUUUGUCGACUGCUAUCUGGAUGAACUUGAUAAGAUAGUGUCAUCUGUUCAACAGAGAGGAGAUGAUGGAUCUUCCUUUGAUGAGGGACAGCUUGUGAGAUACAUUAUGGACCUACACAUGGCUGGGACAGAUACCACCUCCAACACCCUCCUAACAGCGUUCCUGUACCUCAUAAUACAUGCAGACGUUCAAGAGAGAUGUCAGAAGGAGAUUGAUGAGGUUCUGGAGGGUAAAGCUCAUGCAUCUUUUGAGGACAGACUCAAAAUGCCGUACACACAGGCUGUGAUCCACGAGUGUCAGCGUGUCGCCAAUACUGUCCCUCUGAGUGUGUUUCACUGCACCAGCAGAGAUACUGAACUGAUGGGUUACAGCAUCCCAAAGGGUACUCUCAUCAUCCCGAACCUCGCCUCAGUGCUGAGUGAGGAAGGCCAGUGGAAGUUUCCUCAUGAGUUCAAUCCAGCUAACUUCCUGAAUGAGCAGGGACAGUUUGAGAAGCCUGAGGCCUUCCUACCCUUUUCUGCUGGGCCUCGUACGUGUGUCGGUGAAGGUCUGGCUCGCAUGGAGCUCUUCCUCAUCUUGGUCACUCUGCUGCAUCGGUUUCAGUUCUUCUGGUCUGAAGAUGCAGGAGAUCCAGACUUCACUCCUGUAUAUGGAAUCACACUCACACCCAAACCAUACAGGAUGGGAGUCAGACUGAGACAGCCAGCUAGAGAAAUGUAGAACAUGAAGUGUUUGUGAACAGAUGACAAUGUACUGAAAAUUUAUGGUACAAUAAAAUUGUUGAAUAUACUGCAAUGCAUGAAUACCAGAGUAGAUUAGAUUUCAUUAAGAGAAUAAUAAGUAGUCUGGAAAAAUAAGCAAAAUAUUUAAGCAUCUUAAAUAAAAUAUUGGAGUCUUGCUAGGAUUCACUGGUACAGUGUUUUUUAAUUCUGCUGGUAGGAACACCUCACUGAGCCCAUCCACUGAUUAUCAAGACCUUAAUGAGCUUCAUAAGGAUCAAGUGUUUUUGGACAGGGAGCAGUUCAAACUGUGGCUGUGGCUCCUCAAGAACAGGAUGAAGAAACAUAAUACUAGACGUAAAACACUUCACAGUUUUACCACAUAGCUAAUCACAGAAUCACUUUCAUUCUGUACUAUGUGCUUUUUUACUGUAUAUUAAAAAUGUGUUAUAUGUGGCA
Molecule: messenger RNA, 2055 nt
Organism: Colossoma macropomum (tambaqui)
Lineage: Eukaryota; Metazoa; Chordata; Actinopteri; Characiformes; Serrasalmidae
Product: cytochrome P450 2F2-like
Exons: 9
Coding region: 98-1597 (499 amino acids)
Biological process (GO): xenobiotic metabolic process
Cellular component (GO): intracellular membrane-bounded organelle; cytoplasm
Molecular function (GO): heme binding; iron ion binding; oxidoreductase activity, acting on paired donors, with incorporation or reduction of molecular oxygen, reduced flavin or flavoprotein as one donor, and incorporation of one atom of oxygen
Source: RefSeq, a predicted model, not a curated record